UUCAUAACAAUUCACAGAAUCUCUUUAAAUACAAUAUAUUGUAAUUCUUUCAGCUACAUAAGUUACAAAAAAAAUGUCACGAAUGAAUAAAUUGUUUUUCUGUAUUCCGCAAGAAAUUGGCCCUAUAAUUAUACCAUUAUUAUGGCUUAUCUCUGGAGUUAUAGUAAUCGUAAAAUUUACUUUGGAUUUUUGCUCAUCUGUUAAGGGAACAAAUAUGUUUGCAUAUAGCAGCGUAUAUACUAUCCUAAUAAUGGCAAUUUGUGGAUUAACGAUUAUUGGAGCAGCGAUUAUUUUAUAUAUUUUAGUUUGUUUAAAAACACCAUACAUGAUAUCAGUAUACUUUAAAAUAACGGUUGUUAUUGGGAUAAUCAUCAUUAUGGGUAAUAUAGCAGCACUUGUUGAAUUUAUAGUGCAUAAAACAACUAUUUUGGGGAGAUGUAAUAAUGAUUCAUGUGAUAACGCAUACGGCAACUAUUUGGCAAUAGCCAUCUUUUCUACCGUUAUUUCAAUUUUUUUAUCUGUGCAUUUUGCUGUGGUAAUUAACGAUUAUAAACAUAAACAAAACGGAACCGGCCCAUAUGCGCCUGUAUAAACGACAAGCAAAGGGGUUGUACUUUAUAAUCAAGUUGUUGCACUACAGGGGACCGUAUUUAGUAUUAUUUUGAAGUAUGUGUAUGAGAGUGAUCAACGAAACAUUCCCAGGCAUUGACUAAUGUUACAACUUUUUUUUUUUUUUGGAACUUCAUGCGCUUUUUAAAUA
This is a messenger RNA of Rhizophagus irregularis DAOM 181602=DAOM 197198, 760 nucleotides long. RefSeq lists its product as uncharacterized. The record is from RefSeq and is a predicted model, not a curated record. Lineage: Eukaryota; Fungi; Glomeromycota; Glomeromycetes; Glomerales; Glomeraceae.